CUUGCUGGGAAGUGGCCCUCUUCCUCUACCCCUGCCUGCUGCUCCCCUCCCUCCCAACCACCCUGCAGGGUCCUCAGCUCCAAGUCUUCUCCUCCCAGCUUGCUCGGCUCUGCCAGCUCCCAGAGGACAGCAGGUCAUUUUGGGUCCAAUAAGGCAUGAUGACCCAAAACAAGGUGACCGUGAACGGAGUUGAUGUGGUCUCUACGCUGUCCCAGCCCACCCACAUUGAUAUCCACAUCCACCAGGAAUCGGCCUUGACACAGCUGCUGAAAGCUGGGGCUUCCCUGAAGCAGUUCAUUUCACGCCCUCGGGAUACUGGGCCUUCUGGGGCCAGGAUAAACAAUGCUCAGCUGGCUCUGGGGGUGACCCAGAUAUUGCUGGGGGUUGUGAGCUGUACUCUCGGAGUGGGUCUCUACUUUGGGCCUGGGACCGGGUCGGAGCUGCGGGCCUCUGGCUGUGCCUUCUGGGCAGGCUGUGUGGCCAUCAUAGCCGGAGCUGGGGCCAUCGCCCAUGAGAAGUACGCGGGCAAACUCUCCGGCUGUGUGUCAGGCCUGCUCAUCCUUGCGUGUAUUGCCACAGCAGUGGCUGCGACUGUCCUCUGUGUGACUAGCUUGGUCUGGCAAACCAACGGCUCCUCCGUCACGGAGAUCAACUCUCUGUGUGAUGGUCUCAACACAACCACUAGUUACAGAUACAAGUGGAGGAGCUACAACGACAAAUGGAGGGAGGAGAGGUGCAGGAAUUACAUGGAGAAGAUGAUGAAAAUGUUCUUAGCGUUCUGUUCCCUGCUUGCAGCUGUCUGUAUCCUGAAGAUCAUCUUGGCUUUGGCUUCCCUGGGACUGUGUCUCCGGAGUGUGUGUGUCCAGAGCUCCCAGCCCCUGGAGGAGGAAGGGUCAGAUAAGAAGCUCCUGGGGGAGGUUCCCUCCGUCUCCAAGGAGAAGACCCCAACUGUGGUCAUCUUUUGAGCAGCCUGGCCUGGGGCUCUGCAUGUCCCUGUCCGGAACACCCUGGGCCCACAGGGAGAUGGUGACUGUCCCUGGGCCACAGGCGUCCCUCUUGCCUCUGCUGCAGCCGCUGUGCUGCCCUUCUCCAGCCCUCUCUCCCCGCCUUUCCUCCACCACGCUCUUCCAGUGUCUUGGUCCCACGAAGAGGUCUCGUCACAUUGGAGAAAGCUGAUUGAAAUAAAAAACAACCAGAAAAGGAAUUGGCACAGAAAGAUUGGUCUUCCUCGGUGUUUACACUUUGCGUGUGUUAUGAGAGCUUUCAGCCCACGGAAGCGAGGCCCAGCCAGGCUGCGUUUAGUUAGGCUCUGCUCCGUGAUCCCAGAGCUGAAUGGCCCCUUGCCAUCUGCUUCCAUUCAGUGUAAGGAGAGGACAUUAGAGUCGAAGGGAGCCGUGAACCCUGAUGGUGGGUUUUAGGAGCCACCCUUGAAGCUGAGCAGGAGUGCCAGGGAAGAGGCUGAGAUCAGGUGCCGAGGGCCUGAGACGCUGCACCACAGGACUCGGGCGCUGCCCUAGAGUUGGUGUUGAGCCACUGAACGACUUAAGCAGAAAACAUACUCCGAUUUUUAUUUCCAUCUCUUACUGAUUACAAACCACAUCCAACAGCCUGGAAACCUGAACAGGACACAUGAAGCUGAACUCUGGGUGUGGGCAGACUGUCAUUUCCUCCACAGGCCACACCAGUGCCCUAAGAGGCUAGAACGCUUAGGCAAUCAGGACUCACAGAGCUUAACUGGUUUACUCCUCUCCCAAGGUCUGAAAUCCACAAACCAUCCCUCAGGAAAACCUGAGCCCAGGAUCACUGGCAACCCCAACCCAAGGGAAGAAAUUAGAGCCUGAACCUCAGCAUUUACUUUAUGCCAGCUAUGGAGCAAGCGAAGCCCCCAUUCUUUGCCAAAUAAGUAAAUGCAAACGUAGCGGAGUCCAGAAGCCAAGCUGGGUUGAGGUGCAUAUUGUGUCAAGAGACAGAAUUUGCAGCUUCCCAUCACCAUAACAAAUCCCAGAGAUAAUCAAUUCACCCAAAGAAAAGAUUAUUUUAGCUCAUGGCUUUAGAAGUUUAGGCCAUGAUACACUGUCCCCAUUGGUUGUGGGCCUGUGGCAAGACAGCUCACCGAGGCAGGAGCAGGUGGUGGAGCAGAUCCACUCACCUCACGAUCAGGGAGCGAAAAAUAAAAACAACAAGUCUCCUCCACCAAACAACAAACAAAAACAUGGAAAGGAGGGGGCUGGGGUUGCACUCUUUUAUAAGAGCACACCCCCAAUGACCUGAGGAUCUCUCAUCAGACCCCAUCUCAAAGGUUCCAGCACCUUCCAAUAGCACCACUCUGGGGAGCAGGCCUUUACCAUGUGGACCUUCGGGAGAUACUUAUGGCCCAAACCAUAGUAGAGACUCACAUAGGUAGCCUUCAAGAAAAGCAGAUUCAUAAAGAGACGUUUAUUGUU
Messenger RNA from Marmota monax (woodchuck), 2444 nucleotides. RefSeq names its product transmembrane protein 176B. NCBI's taxonomy places the organism in Eukaryota, Metazoa, Chordata, Mammalia, Rodentia, Sciuridae. The record is from RefSeq and is a predicted model, not a curated record. Bases 156 to 965 code for a protein of 269 amino acids. The transcript has 8 exons. Gene Ontology annotation, biological process: negative regulation of dendritic cell differentiation. Gene Ontology annotation, cellular component: membrane.